Molecule: messenger RNA, 1877 nt
Organism: Apis florea (little honeybee)
Lineage: Eukaryota; Metazoa; Arthropoda; Insecta; Hymenoptera; Apidae
Gene: Clp
Product: cleavage and polyadenylation specificity factor subunit 4
Molecular function (GO): zinc ion binding; RNA binding
Source: RefSeq, a predicted model, not a curated record
AGCGCCAACAUGAAAUGACGCCGCUAUUACCAACGCACGUGCAAUAUGAUGUCGUAUAAAAAGCAGUGUAAAUUAUCUAAAUUGUUCAAUGAUUAAUCAAUGGAAAUAUUAUUAACAAUGCUAAUUAAUAUUCAAAAGUGAAUAUUCGACAAUAAAAACUUUAAUUCAGUUGUGAAUGAAAUUAAUGCAUAUUGUAUAUUGUAUACAUUCGAGAUACUACUGUAUACGGAAGCAAAUAAGAUUUGUAAUUGUUAAAGAUUUUGAAAAAUAAUGGAGUGUUUAGUGGCAAACGUAGAUAACAUGCGAUUUGAUAUUGAAAUUGCUCUUGAUGAACAAUAUGGAGCACUUCCUUUACCUUUUACUGGAAUGGACAAAUCUACUGCUGCAGUAUGUCAAUUUUAUCCAAGAGGUACUUGUGUUAAAGGAGCUUCUUGUCCAUUUAGGCAUGUAAGAGGAGAUCGUACAAUUGUAUGUAAACAUUGGUUAAGAGGUCUUUGUAAAAAAGGUGAUCAAUGUGAAUUUUUACAUGAAUAUGAUAUGACAAAAAUGCCAGAAUGUUAUUUCUAUUCUAGAUUUAAUGCUUGUCACAAUAAAGAAUGUCCAUUCCUACAUAUUGACCCAGAAACUAAAGUCAGAGAUUGUCCCUGGUAUGACCGUGGAUUUUGUAGACAUGGACCAUUAUGCAGACAUCGACAUGUUCGUCGUGUUUUAUGCAUGGCAUAUUUAGCUGGAUUUUGUCCUGAAGGUCCAAAUUGUAAAUUUAUGCAUCCAAGAUUUGAAUUACCAGCAGUACAAGAUAUGCAACCUAAAGAAGGUAAAAAAGUAAUGAUCACUUGUCACUUUUGUGGAGAAGGUGGUCAUAAAGCAAUUUAUUGUAAUAAAAUGCCACCUGAUGUACGUGAAGCUCAAGUUAGACAAGAGAUAGAAGGUAAUUCUCAUGCUACACAUCACAUGAAUAUCCAUAAUGGACCUCCACCAAGAGGGCCCCAAAAGCCACUUGAAGAAGUCACUUGUUAUAAAUGUGGAACUAAAGGUCAUUAUGCCAAUAAAUGUCCAAAAGGUCAUUUAGCAUUUUUGAGUCAUGCUGGAGGUAGUGGAAGUGGUACUCAAAAUCAAAAUUACCGUAGGUGAUUUCAUUUAUUUUAUUUAUAUAAAAUCAAUAUUGUGAUUCUAUUUUAAUUUAGUAUAAUCAUUCAUCUGUAAAAAUUUCUAUAUCAUAUAGUAAAAUAAGUUUAAUAUAAUUACUUUCAUAUUGAUUCAUGAUACCAGCAUCUCUGAAUGAAAUAAAAUAACUGUUUAUAAGAAUUUUGUACUUUACAUAAAAAAAAAUUUAACUAAAUUAAAGGAUAUUUUGGGUUAAAAUAUCAAAGUACAUACUAUAACAAAUUUAAUUUAUUGUUUAAACAAUUAAACAUGUUCCUAAAUAGUUAUUAUUACAUCCUGUAAAUAUAUUUAAAGGAUACUUGCUAAAUUAUUAAAUAUGCUAUUUCUAUGAGCGCAUCGAUUUUCGACGUAGAAUGUUAUAAAAAGAUAUAUUUGUUUACUAAUUUAUUUAGUUUGUGACAUUGAAUGGGAAGACGUACUUCGCUAUUUGUAUAUGAAGUGGCAUUGUAAGAUUAUUAAUUUUUUAAAUCUUGUUCGCUAAAAUAACAAUAUUUUUUACGUGAUUAUUAUUAGAAAUAUUGAUUUUCUUUAUUAUUGAAUGUGCAUUUAGUAUUUAAAACAUAAAUAAUUCUCUUAUUUUAAAUAUUAUUAUUUUUUUAUAUUCGUCGAAAUACGUCGCAUCUAAACACUGUAAGUUAUUGAAAAAAAGUGCAAAAUCAUUAGAAUAUUGAAUGUCACUUUUUAUAUGCAAACAAGCAAGUGUGGUUUAAUUG